Molecule: messenger RNA, 1200 nt
Organism: Kogia breviceps (pygmy sperm whale)
Lineage: Eukaryota; Metazoa; Chordata; Mammalia; Artiodactyla; Physeteridae
Source: RefSeq, a predicted model, not a curated record
GUUGAACACUCCAGGAACUGAUGACCAGAGUAAAGGGCAUGCCCUCGCUACUGCCAAAAUCAGCGCUUAUCAAGAUUUCAAAAAACUCUGACAAAACAUUGCAAAAAAAUCAUCAAAUGUCAAUACAGGGUGGAAGAUACAGAAGUUAACUAUUUCUCCCCCUGAUAUAUGACCAAGUUCCACAUGACUUGAACAUUUCCCCAAAGCUAUGCAGGAGCAAGGACACUCCCUUUCUACAUAGUGGAUGACUCAACUCUCUUUGGUACAUUCCUUGACUGAAUGCUACAAGUUCACUAACUCCUUUUGCCCUUGGAACCAGUUAUCCUACUCUCUCAGUAACCAACUAAUGGGUUUGGCACCAACUUUUCAGUCAUUUACAUAUUGUUGCACCCCAUCGGUCUCAAAAAGAAAUUAAGAGAAAAAAAAAAAAAUCUAACCAAAACAAAAACUUGAGUAACAGUGACUCCUAUAGAAAAGAUUUUGUUAUUCUAGGAACUGAUUCCUAAACAAAACACCUACAGCUUUCCAAUGCUCUAAUCUUUGUAUCUUCAGGCUUUUCCAGAUUUGAUAUAGAGAGAGCACUGGCAGGAAGUAAAGGAGUGUACCGUUGGAUUAAGGUGACAACGGAUCUAUACUUGCAUGGCUAAACAAAAAGGUACCGGGCUGGGAGGGGAAAACGCAUUUUUAAAUGGGGGGUGUGUGGGGUAGGGGAGUUGCCAAGAGUGAGUAAUAGCUUCCUUCGCAGCUGACUUUAGCCAGUUAAGUGUCGGUACAGCGACUGGGCCAACGUUAGGCCUGGUUUCACCACAUUACCCUGCAGUGCUGCCCAGAUGAGAUUACGAAUCCGCGUGAGGCAGAAUCUGGAAGGAACGCGCCGGCGCCACACCCUCCCGCCCGGCCGCCCGCUCGCACUGACAGCCCGCGCGGGUGCGGGUCCCGGGCCUGUGAGCCGGGGGCCCCGGAGGACCCGGCCUGCUGCCCCGCCGCCGCCCCGCCCGCCCCCUGCCCCCCCGAGGCCCGCCCCCAGAGCAGACGACCGAGGCCUAAUCGCCGCCUGGGCUGCAGGGCCUAAAGGAAGGGGCCGGCGCUGAAGAGGGGGCGGCCACGCCGCCGCCGCCUCGGCUACUCAGCGAGGCGGCGGCUUCCGCGGCGCCGGGCUCCGGCUCUCCCGCUCACGUGCUCCUGAAAGACGGUUUCACU